Molecule: messenger RNA, 2360 nt
Organism: Sinocyclocheilus grahami
Lineage: Eukaryota; Metazoa; Chordata; Actinopteri; Cypriniformes; Cyprinidae
Gene: kcna4
Product: potassium voltage-gated channel, shaker-related subfamily, member 4
Exons: 1
Coding region: 224-2242 (672 amino acids)
Biological process (GO): action potential; protein homooligomerization; potassium ion transmembrane transport
Cellular component (GO): membrane; axon; dendritic spine
Molecular function (GO): potassium ion binding; protein binding; delayed rectifier potassium channel activity
Source: RefSeq, a predicted model, not a curated record
AAUUAUGAUGAUGAUGAUGUCACCAGAAGCGCGUCGCUUCGCCACAGUUGUAAAGUCCAAUUACAAUAAGUAAAAGUGCACCGAAAGAGCUUAAAGCAAUUCCGAAGGCAGCGGACCUACAGUGCCAGUCAAGUGCAUUUAUGAACUUGCUGAGGCCGUCUUUAGCUCAACCUCGUUCCUCAGUCCGUUUUCCAUCAUUCUGAACGCUUCGUAGUUUGAGAAGAUGGAGUUUGCUAUGGUGGGCGCGGACAGCGGGGGCUGCAACACCCACCUGCCCUAUGGAUAUGCCCAGGCUCGCGCCAGGGAGAGAGAGCGCGAGCGGGAGCGGCAGUCUCGCGCAGCGGCGUCGGUGGCGGCGGUAGCCGAAGCCGGAACGGUCGGAGAGGGAGGUGGGUCCAGCGGCCAUCCCCACAACCAUCCGCAUCAGAGUCGCACCGCCUCUUCAACGAAUGCCAACAACAGUAGCGCCGGGACCGCCUCGCGCCCCUCCUCCUCCUCCUCCUCCUCCUCCUCCCAACAGCCGCAACAGCAACAGCAGCAGCAGCAACACCACGAGCCGCUACAGCAACUUCUCCGAGAGCGAAAAAAGCAACGAGGCGUCGCGCGCUGGAGACGGAACCGCGCGGCACUCGGCGGGGAUCUACGCCAAUCAGAGUUGGCGCUCCUAGGAUCCGAGGAGGACAUCAUGAUUGAGGAGGACGAGGCGGAGGGCGAGGAGGAAGAGGAGGACAGGGGAAGCAAGAGAUCGAGUUUUGUCUAUAACAUGGAUGAUGAAGAGGAGACGGUUUCGUUAACGGACAGGCGUCCUCAGUCAGGGUACGAAAAUGUUUACCACGAGUAUGGCUGCUGCGAGAGAGUUGUCAUCAACGUGUCGGGCUUAAAGUUUGAGACCCAGCUGAAGACUCUCGCGCAGUUCCCAGACACUCUCCUGGGGGACCCUGAGAAGCGAAUCAGGUACUUCGACCCUCUGCGUAACGAAUACUUCUUUGACAGAAAUCGACCGAGCUUCGACGCCAUUCUGUACUUCUAUCAGUCCGGGGGGCGCUUGAAGAGACCCGCCAACGUGCCGUUUGACAUCUUUUCCGAGGAGGUCAAGUUCUAUGAACUCGGGGAAGAGGCGAUGCUCAAGUUUCGCGAGGAUGAGGGCUUCGUGAAGGAGGAGGAGAAGCCGCUGCCCGAGGACGAGUUCAAACGCCAGAUCUGGCUGCUCUUCGAGUAUCCGGAGAGUUCAAGUCCAGCCAGAGGGAUCGCGGUCGUGUCAGUGCUGGUCAUCGUCAUAUCCAUCGUCAUCUUUUGCUUGGAAACAUUGCCAGAAUUCAGGGACGACAAAGAAUUCCUCAGCCCAGGUAAAAACUCCACGCAGGCGGACAAUGGAUUUACGCCGUUCAACGACCCCUUUUUCAUUGUUGAGACGGUGUGCAUCAUUUGGUUCUCGUUUGAGAUCAUCGUGCGCUUCUUCGCGAGCCCCAGUAAAGCUGAUUUCUUUAAAAACGCGAUGAACUCCAUAGACAUCGUCUCUAUUUUGCCUUACUUCAUAACUCUCGGCACAGACCUCGCCCAGCAGCAAGGCAACGGGCAACAGGCGAUGAGUUUCGCGAUCCUGAGGAUAAUACGACUCGUCCGCGUGUUCAGGAUCUUCAAACUGUCCCGGCACUCGAAAGGUCUCCAGAUCCUGGGGCACACUUUGCGCGCGAGCAUGCGAGAGCUGGCGCUGCUCAUCUUCUUUCUCGUCAUCGGCGUCAUCCUGUUCUCCAGCGCGGUGUACUUUGCGGAGGCAGACGAGCCCUCGUCUCAGUUCACCAGCAUCCCAGACGCGUUCUGGUGGGCUGUAGUGACCAUGACCACGGUGGGCUACGGGGACAUGAAGCCCAUUACGGUCGGGGGCAAAAUCGUGGGCUCGUUGUGCGCCAUCGCUGGUGUCCUGACCAUUGCGCUUCCAGUUCCUGUCAUCGUGUCCAACUUCAACUACUUCUACCACCGGGAGACUGAUAACGAGGACCAGGCGCCCGUUGUGGAACAGCCUCCGCCGGGCUGUCCGUACUUUCCGGAUUUCCUGAGAAAAUUCAAAGGGUCCCCAUCAGGGUCGUCUUUGGGGGACAAGGCGGCAGAGUACAUGGAGAUGGAGGAGGGCGUGACAGAAUCUCUGUGCGGGGCUGACACGCAGAGCCCGAGCAGAGGGAACGGUACUGACUUAGGCGGAAAAAACAGUUCACAAUCACGAACUCUACAGACAGAUGUAUGAUUAUGGACGAACGAUAACCUCCUCGGGAGGUUUUCAUAAAGAUGACUGCACAAAUGGAUCAGUUAACAGCACACAUGCACAACUUGAAGACAUAUACACAGUAGGCGCGUGCGCAAAC